CAUUGGUUAAUCUGUGUUGGGCUUAAGAAAUGGAAUUCAAUAUUGAAUCACCAUUUUCAUUUGAUUUGGGAGAUGAACUCUUCCCUCUCCCUUCAAUUUCUUCGUGCAUAGAUAAUAUCUCUGUUCCUCAGUUCCCCUCCAUCUCUUCCUUGGAGAAUGAUAAGAGUGCGUCCAAAAGGUCCAAAAGAAGCAGCCGGAGAAAUCCACCGCCCAUCGCUUCCAACGAUGAGAACCCCAACGAACAAAAAAGGAAGAAGAUUAUGCAUAGAGAUGUGGAGCGCCAAAGGAGACAAGAAAUGUCCUCUCUUUACUCCUCUCUUCGCUCUCUUCUCCCUCUUGAGGGUAUUCAAGGGAAAGCGCUCCAUAUCCGACCACAUGCAUGAAACUGUUAAGUACAUUCAAUAUAUUCAGACAAGAAUCCAGCAACUAUCUGAUCAAAGAGACGAGCUGAAAAGCCUCUCCGACGAAAAUAUGGCCGUUGGUACGGUGGAGACGCUUAUUUCCUCACGGAGGGAUUCGGUGGUGGUGAGGUCGAAAAAUGGAUUAGGAAUUCAAGUUGUUUUAGACACAGCCACCCAACAUAGGCUCCCUGUCUCUGACAUUCUUCGAGUUUUAGCCGUCGAAGGGCUUGAAAUUCUGAGUUGCAUUACAACCAAAGUAAAUGAAAGGUACCUUCAUACUAUUGAAUGUCAAGUUGUUGACAAUGAUGGCUGCUAUCCAAGCAUCGAUGUGUCCAAGCUUCAAGAUAAGUUAACCAAUUUAGAAUAUGUUCCUUUAGAUUAGAAAAAUUAUUGAAUAUGGUGUUUUUUGAAUAAUUUCUUCAUUGGCAUAAAGGUUUUUGUGUGAAUGUUGAGAUAUGUUUUCUAAAAUUCUGAUGUUAUUGUUUUAAUGGCUUUGUAUAAUGUUGUUUCGUUGUACACUGGUGGCUAAGUUCCCUAUGUCAAGUGAGUGUGGCUUUGUGGGAGCUACCAAGUUAUCAAUGAGUAUCAUCUAUGCCCAUUUCCCUCCUGA
Messenger RNA from Cucurbita maxima (winter squash), 1011 nucleotides. Its product is annotated as transcription factor bHLH101-like. Bases 30 to 383 code for a protein of 117 amino acids. Gene Ontology annotation, molecular function: protein dimerization activity. The record is from RefSeq and is a predicted model, not a curated record. NCBI's taxonomy places the organism in Eukaryota, Viridiplantae, Streptophyta, Magnoliopsida, Cucurbitales, Cucurbitaceae. The transcript has 2 exons.